This is a messenger RNA of Branchiostoma floridae (Florida lancelet), 2753 nucleotides long. RefSeq lists its product as uncharacterized. The transcript has 2 exons. The record is from RefSeq and is a predicted model, not a curated record. Lineage: Eukaryota; Metazoa; Chordata; Leptocardii; Amphioxiformes; Branchiostomatidae. The coding region runs from base 631 to 1059 and encodes 142 amino acids.
CUCAGUAAUAAAACAAAUAACUAUUGUAAGCUCUUCUAGCCUAAUGAUUCCCAUAAUCAGCCGACUGUGCUCACGUGUGCAAAGUGGUUACGGCACGCACCAUGCUGCUAUCACGUAAAAGGCCACUGGAGUAAUUUCACAUUUAUCAAUGCAAACGGCCAUUAUCCGAGCAGCCGGUUGGGCUAUGAUUCAAGCCGUCAGUGGGAGCGCAGCGCCCGGCGUGUGAGUGGAACUCCCUCCCUAGUGAAGACCUAGGGCGGGGCAUGACGCGGGACAUCUUCUGUCUAUACCACCUGCCUUCCACGCACCUUUACGCAUCUCUGCGUCACACGGCGGCACCAGAAACGAUCGGAAUGCCGCCCUGCGGGCAGCCUCAGCCGCAACUCACGCAGCGACAUUCCGCCACAUUGUAGCAUUCACGCCACCCUUCCCGCGUGCCGACUGGAAUAGCUGGGCAGGCCGGGCGACAGGACGGGGCACAACGGCUGGUCUUUCUGCUAGAACAGGCUGGUGGACAAAAACAUUUCAUCUUCAUGAGUGUACGCAUGGGCUCUGUGACACCUCCAUAGUCCGACUUUCGUUGGAGGAACGCGAUAAACAAUUCUUAGGUUGAGAAGAAGGCACUACAAGAUGGUGCAACUGUACUACUAUGAGAACCUCGGGGCGGAGUGUCGCAAGCUUCUGGCCAAGACGGACUACCCGGUGAAGGUUGUCCUGUUCCCGUACGAGGGUUGGGCGGCCUCCGCUCUGCGCGUUACCUGGACCCUGAAGUUACACAAGUGGAGCCGGUCCCGCUGCAAGGUGGUGGAGAAGUGCGGCAGUCGGAUGGCGCAGUCUACGGUGGCGAAGGUGACGGAGUUCGCCAAGGGGUACAUGUCUAUCCGAGGGAGAUUCAAAGGCGUCAAAGACCCCGACUUUGAACUGUGUUUGACGUCGCAUGUUUCUAAUGCGGACUUCCACGACGGGUACCUGCUGACCGGGACGCUAGAGCGGGGCGACCGCGGGGAGGGGAGGAUGGAGCUCACCCACUUCGCCAUGGUGCGGAGAGACCCGUACUGAAGUACCGGGAAUCAUUCAGCUGACUCGCACCGACCACAAGCAAUGACGAAGGCCGAAGCGCUGAUCAAAACCGGUAGCAAUAUUAUAGAUGAGAUCUAUCCCACAAAUACACCGCAAAGACAAGCUUCCGUGUCCCUAAAUAUCUUUCGAAUCAGUUCUCCGGGCUGAAAUCUGGCAAAUGUAGCAACCGGUAACACAAUGGCGAUCUAUGUACUAUAAAGUACCGGCUUAUGUCAUGUUAUGAUACCACCUUUUUUUCACAGCCACGGCUAGCCAAUCUCUGUUACGAGCAUCUGCCUUUAAUAUUCACAAUCCCGUAGCUAAAUCGCUAGCCUAGUCAGGUAGUGGCUGCCAUAGUAGCACAGGUAUAAGUAGAAUUAUAUAUGAAGGCCCCCAUACGGCGCACAAGAUUGCUUUCAUUGUGUGUAUGCACCACGUUGAACCAAUACUCAGCACAUGUACAGCCGCAUAAAUAGGAAGCUUAGCUGGAGUAUCUGGUGUUUGUCGGCCGCUGUCUGCCUCUGCUUCUAUAGUUAUCCGAUAAUAUCAGUUCUCGGUGCUUAACUGAAGCGUUCGCUCGCUGUGCGUCAAAUGUUGACAUUGAAAAAUCUGGCGAUAACUGGGCGAUGAAACGACGCGGACGUGUGCAGUCAUUUUGAGCUGCAUAUUAUAUUUGCCAAUAUUCCGGGAUAUGAAAUUUUCCUUUGUUUGCAUCAAAUGCACACCAGAGACAUGCAUUGCCUUUUAAUAUUGACGAGCCAAUAAUUGGGUUUGUGUUUCAAAUCAUCUUGAUGUAUUCCUAAUUGGGAUUUAUGACCCUCAUUUGGCCGUCGCCAUCAUUUUUCCUGUAUGUCCUUAAUAUAUCAAAACGUUGUACAUCUUGCAAAAUUGCUGUCUGCCAUUUGCCGAAACGUGUUCAUUAUUAUUGUAUGAAUCCUGCGCCCUUCUGAGAUUAUAGUCAUAAAAGCAUAUCAUACAGAGCACCAAUCAGGCAACCUCGCCCGAUAUGAUCGUCUAAGCGGGUGAAGUCCCAGAGCGACUUUGACAGAUCGCUGUCGUUACAGAAACAAUUUGGAAGCGCCCGAUAAAAAGGCUGGGACGCGCUGGGCCCGACCUAUACGCAGUACAGGCACGCGCUAUGUAGCCACGUUAUCUACGGAGGAAUUUGUAACCUAGGGUAGAUUUAGUAGCAGAUUUAAAGACCCCUUGGCGCCGUAACUGCCCUCAAAAUCCUAUUAAGUACCGACCAUUUCACCAAAUUACUUCCCGCCUUCACAUCAAUAUAUGCUCGGCCUCACAUUGCCAUUCUGGGAAAUAUAUAAACGCCGUCCUUGUUCACAUGUAACAUUAGGUCUCACUGAACUGAUGAUUGGAAAUAUGUACCAGUCCCUCUGGAAGGGGUGGAAUAUACGAACGUCAUGUGUAAUAUGAUGUGAAAUCAAGAAUUAUUUCAACACUGCAUCCACUGUGCGAAAUUCAAUUUUUCAGCAUGUGUAGAGAUGAAUUUUCAUUUGAAAGUAAUGCUUUACGUAUGGUUUACGAAUCCUUUAAGGUCCGAUUUCGUGCAGUGUAUACGUAUUUAUGCGUUAUAAUGAUAAUUUUUAUGUAUGUAUGUGCAUUCAUUUUCACAAAUGUUCUACAUCGCUGGCGAGUAUGUGUCUAUGUCAAUGAAUAAAACAAAACCUUCAAGCGUU